GUGAUAUAAUGCUAUCUGCUGUGUAGAUUAAUAAGCGCCCAGCCCUCGCUGCUCUCCUCGUGAUAGUCAGCCUCCUCUCAUACUUCAGCUAACAGGACAAACUUUGUUUACAGCCAAGCAGAGACAAGCAGCUGUGCAAAAGUUAGCUGUCAUUUCCCCCCCUCUUUGGCGCUUAAGAUGAGUAGUUUCUCAUAUUUAAAGAGUACUGGUGGCGCACGGUGCCCAAAUUGAGUCGUUGCUAUGGCUACAGCGCAAGGUGGCGACGUAAUUAAAAGACUCGGAGGUUGAUUAACGGCUCUUCUUCUUCUUCUGUCGCCUCUAGGCGUCGUUCAGCUUCAGGCAGAGGAGGAAAAAAACUCCUGGUUACAGAGGGGUAAAAAUACUCUUCACUGCUCUUACAUCAGAAGCAGUCUGGAGUAUUUUUGGGAGCUUCUGCCUCGCAGUGUCUCUUCAAGCGGACGGUUCGUUGCGGGAGUUUCUUUGGACACAGAGAGGACAGAAAAAACAGCGCAGGUGGAAAAGUUGAUGGGUCUGAAGCGGGGGAAUCUGGAGCCAGAAUGAAACCUUGAGCUGAUCUUUAGAGAUAUGGAGCAGGCUGAAGCAUCCAGUGCAGCGGUGGCUGCUGCUCCCAGGGGGGAAGCACUGUGCCCGAGGCGAGAUUUGGCUGGGUUCGGAUAACAACUGCUGAACUUUUUUUUGGCUCCUUCCAACAUCGUUUGAUGACUUUCUAUUAAGUUUUUGGUCGGUUUAUGUGCAUGCAUUUAGGAGAUGUGGAGCGCCUUUAUGAACGGCGCCGGGCUGCAGAGCGGGGGAUGUGUUCAAUCCCAGGGAUGGGAGUUUGUUCCUCGCUCCAGGAUUGAGAGAACUGACAGAGGCAGGGGCAAAAACCGCAGCCCGCUGAGGAGGAUCUCUUCUCCGCCCACCGUCUUCAGCCAGGCCCUGGAGCCCCCGAUCGGAGCUUCACAGGCCGGGGGAGAGGGAGGGGCAGGGGCCCAGCAGCUUGAGGUCCUCAGGGGACAAAUGUGGCCGGGGUCCGAACCCCAGCAGCAGCAGCAAAUACAGAACACACGGCUAAAAAAGAAACUAGAGGAUCUGAAGAAAAGACACGUUCAGGACAAAGAAGAUUGGAUGCGUGAGAAGGAGUUGUUAUUGAGACAAGUGGCUGACAUCCAAGGUGGGGAGAACAGGAGGAUUCUGCUGGACCUAAAGACGGUUUUGGAGGAGGUGCAGGCCGAGGUGAAGAAAGAGGAGGAGAAGAGGAGUGAGCUCCAGCUGCAGUACACUAGAGACCGAUGUGCCUGGGAGCUUGAGAAAGCUGAGCUCAAAUGCAGGAUUGCACAGCUGGAAGCUAGAGAAGCUACAGGAUUAGUGGGUGGAGGCCUCCAAUCAGCUUCAGGUCUUGGAUCGGUGACAUCGAGUGCCCGCAAAUCGAACAGCGACACCUCCACAUUCCUCAGGGAAAGGGAAGAGCAGCGGAGGAUCCUGGCUGACACCCACUCAGCAGCCAUGGACCUGCGCUGUCGCCUGGAUCACAACGAGAGGGACUGGUUGAGGGAGAAGGCUGAGCUGCUGGAGAGGUUUGAUGUGGAGAGGAGAGAGUGGGAGUGCCAGCUGAAGGACAUGCAGAAGAAAAUAGAAGAGUUGUGCUGUGAGGUGAGGUCCACCAGAGGGGGAGCGGCCCUGGACAGCAUUAGGCAGAAUGACAACUCGGGGCACAGACUCAGCGUGCGUUCGACCAGCACGGGCUCCAGCCUGCUCAGUGACCACUCCCGGUCCGAGCUGCUCAGCAGCAGCACUCAGUCAGAACCAACCAGAAACCCGCCAUCACCCACACCUGGUCUCAACAGGAGCAUCAGCACUGACGGUGGUGCCUGCUUACAAGCCGACAACCUGUUUGGAUUAAAUGUGGGGGCACAGUUCAGUCCGAGUGGCCCCUUACAACCCGAACCUUUGGUUGAUCCAAUAUCCAAAGAAACAUGGAAGCAAAACCCAUCAGGUGAUACUAAAACAGUUGUGGAAACAGAGCUGGAGGACUUUUAUCGUGGAGCUUCUGGGUUUGGGCCGCCACAGGAUUACGUUUCUGUAGGGAGGGAGAAAAAUGUCCAUCAAGUUCCUUCAGAAGACUGUCUGUGGACAGGGAUGAGUUAUGGCAGUGACAAGAGAAAGAACACUACUGCUCUUAAUGCUGCUCUCAAAGAAAUAGCCCGUGUUAGUGAGGAGCUCUGCAGCUACCAGGAUGAGAUCCGAAAAAAGAGUGGAGAUCAGAGGAACCAAUGGGAAUCCCUGUGUCCAUCGGAGCGACAUGGAACAGGCUUCCUGCAGGUGGAAGAGGCUCCUUGUGACCUUGGCCAGAUCUAUGAUGACCUCAAGGCUCUGCAGCAAGAGAACUGGAUCAAGUUGUCACCAGAAACCACAUGGAGAGCUGACAGAAGUUCAGCUGACAUAUGGAUUGCAAACCCUGCUGAUUCGUAUCACUACAGAGGCGCAGAGACCCAUUCUGAAGAGAACUCAGACAUGGAGACAGAGGCUCCACCCAUUCCUCCUCGCACUUCCUCCUGGAAUCUCAGCUCCUCGAAUCCAGACACAGAACUCCACAUCCCAGAGUCCCCUAUGGCCACGAUGAAGACGUGCCAUAGCCCCUGUGUUCUGUUGGACAGGAAGUGUAACAGCCCAUCCAUUGUCAGGAAGUUUGAGGCUAUGCUUCAGGAAAACGAGGGAAAAGUUUUUAAAGACGGCGUAAUAACAUCAUGUUCUGUACCUUCAAACUCCAACUGUAACACAGGCUGCUGCCACAAUCGCUGGUCAUGUGAUGCAGGCAAGUUGACUCGCAACAAACUUUCGACGUAUGGGACAGUCCAGAAAAGCUUCUCUGAGGUCAACAUAGUGACUGCUGGGAAAGAUCUGUGCCCAGAGAAAAACCCUGAUGCUGGAAAGCUGAAUAUGUUUCCAGUUAUCCAGGAAUUCCCUGUGGAUUCAGACUCUAAAGAAAUACCAGCUACUGGUCCCAGCCUCCAGGGCUCGAGAAGAAACCUGAUGCUAGAACGAAAAACAGCUGAGUUCAACAGAACUUUGUUCCAGGCAGAGAUGGGCCGCGAUGCAGACUGUUAUGCAGGAUCGGAGACCCGUUCUGAAGUCCUCGCAAUAUCAGGUCCUUUAUUACCCCCUGAAGAUGCUACAUCUCCAUCCACUUCUUCAGAUGUUUUCACUAACGUCACAGAUUCAUAUCCUAAAGUUUCAUUAUCUCCCUCUAUCUUGAAUCCGAGCAUACAGACCCCUGAAGAGAAGCCAAUGCCAUUGAGUUGUGCUCCUAAAGUUCAAGAGGUCAGGAUGAAGCCAGAAACAAUUCCUGCCCUCUCACUGGAAGAGCCGCAGACUGGGCUCAGAGAGGCUAAACAACCCUCUCUGAUUUCUGAACAGCAGACCGAGGUCAAGCACAAACUGCGAAAAACAGGCAGCUUUUCCAGGAAAUCCCAACAAAGAGCAACCCAUGAGCCAACUUUUUCUGCAAACACCCAGUCAGAUGAAUCCGUGGAGAGUUCAAACUCUAAGAGGGAGAAUCCCCAUGAAGCCAAACCUCAGACUGCCAGAACCAGCGCCUCACCACUUCAGCUGGCUGCUGAGAGCAAGAAGAGACAGGUGGCCCAACCAAGACAAAGAUCUGGCUCUCCUUUCCAGACCGACUCCUCCAGACCGCUUGCUCGAAUCAUGAAUGAGCAUCCCUGGAAGCCCCUCACCCUUGCUGCAUACCCUCGACCAGAGGGUUCUAGAUCCAACUAUGGUGCGGUGGAAAGGAUUCUGAAAAAUUACGAGAGUGCGGCACUAGCACAACAGGAUGAGAUGGUUUCUAAGCCUACAGAACUGGACAUGCUGGACAUGGCCCCUCUGCCUUCAAGCCCCACUCUGAGAGUCAUGCAAGCAUCACCCACCCCUCAGGCUCACAGCCUCCAGAGGGUCAAGGAGGUGCAGCUUAAAGUGCAGGAGGAUGAAGAGCCCUCGGUCAGCCCCCCCUCCAUCCACAAGAACUUUUCAAGGCCCGCCCGUCCUGCCAACCGACGCCUCCCCUCCAGAUGGGCCAGCCGCUCCCCCACGUCGUCCUCCUCUCCCCCAUCCUCUCCAUGCACCACCCCUGUCAUACCCACCUCCUUCCCCCUCCAGAAACACUCUUCCACCUUUACGUACACUCAUGGCUUUCACAUAGAGACGGUCAUCAUUUGAAACUCCAUGAUGUUUUGGAACCAACCAGAAGCCUUUACGGACAAACUCUGAACUCUUUAACCAUUCUUUCUGUUGUGUUAACCAUAUUCUUUACUAAAGACUCAGAAUUUACUCAGAAUGUAUUAAUCCACUAAGUGAGUUCAUGAAAUCCUGUGGAACAUACCUGAUCAAGAUCAUUGAUCCAAACAGCUGACAGGACUAUAAUGAUGACAGCAUCCAUACAUGUUAGAAAUGACUCCAAGCUUUUCCAACCAUCUAAAGGAAUAAUCUGCUCAGGUCUGGAUUCCAGCUUUGACUAGUAUGACUUUAUAAAUCUACAUAUAACAGCCUUUUACUAACGUCUCUCCUCUAUGGACUGAUUCUAGUUUCUGUUUGAAUCUGUUGCAAUGAUGCAGAGAUUUAUCUGAAUAAUUUCCCAACAGUAAAGUAUCCUGCAGUGAGUUUAUGACUGGGCUGUACCUUGACUGUGACCAGAAAAUGUUGUUUUUCAUUAAAGUUUGACUUUUCAUUUAUUAUUGCUACACAAAGAACAGCUGCAUAAAAAUGUGACUUUUUUUACACCUGUACCAAAGGCUGUCUUCUGCGUAUUGUUAAGUGUAUUGUUUAAAAUAACAUUCUCUUUUCUGCCGUAGAUAACGUUAUCUAGCAUAGCACUUGCUCAUGAAAAGAGAUAGGAAUCCCUUUUUUAACUAAAUGCUCAUCUAUCAGGACGCUACCAGGCUAAGUGGCGUUUUUUAUGGCUGAUAGGCAGUGAGACACAAUGCCUUUGCUGUUGAUUUUUUUUUUUUUUUUUUUACAAUAAACACAAGAUU
Molecule: messenger RNA, 5027 nt
Organism: Cyprinodon variegatus (sheepshead minnow)
Lineage: Eukaryota; Metazoa; Chordata; Actinopteri; Cyprinodontiformes; Cyprinodontidae
Product: protein SOGA3-like
Exons: 7
Coding region: 769-4215 (1148 amino acids)
Biological process (GO): regulation of autophagy
Source: RefSeq, a predicted model, not a curated record